Messenger RNA from Ostertagia ostertagi, 453 nucleotides. The record is from the annotation of a GenBank genome assembly. Lineage: Eukaryota; Metazoa; Nematoda; Chromadorea; Rhabditida; Trichostrongylidae.
AUGGCUACAAUUUUUGCACUCAGUUCGGGUGCGUUACCGUCGGCGAUUGCGGUGUUUAGGAUCUCAGGGACUCGAUCUCUACCUGUUCUACGUGAAAUUUCUCGAAAGCAAAAAUGGAAACCGCGCGAAAUGCGUUAUACGAAAAUAUACACAAAAGAGAAUGAAAUUCUCGACACAGCAAUGGCGGUGUACAUGCCAGGUCCGUCCACAUUCACUGGUGAAGAUACCGCUGAAUUAUUCGUACAUGGGAGUCGAGCAGUGGCCGACGCGCUAGCCGAACGCUUGUCAGCUUUCGAAGGGAUUCGCCAGGCGACUCGAGGAACCACAGUGCAUGAACUGUUAAUAGAAGAACGUGCAGUCACGUUGGAUGUCUAUGGUGAGCUGCUGGACAUGGUAGCGACUCAGACGACGAAAAUGUCGCGGAAAUUCUCACAACGGCGAAUACGGCGGUGA